AUGAUAAGAUUAAAAAAAGAUACAACUACAGCAUCAGCAGCGGUAGUAUCCUUAUUCAGUUUAAUAUUAGCCAUUGUUUUUUUGAUUGGACCAUCGUCAUCACAAACAAUUGCCCAAAGUGAAUUGGAUUCAGUUCAAUGGUUAAUAUCACAAUAUGGACUUGGCUUCUUGGUAGCCAACCAAACAAUAUGUAACCAGUAUUCAACUUUUACUUGUACCACUGGAGGUGCUGGUAAAACUAUUUCAACAAUUGAUGAAAAUGAUUCAACAUUAUUACAAGUUCCAAUCAUGCCUACAAACUUUACAAAAUUAUCCAAAAUAUCAAUGUCAAAUGAUAAAUAUGAAUGGAAUGCCAAUAAUUUUUUUAAUGGUUCUAUUGUUCAAGAACUUAAACUUGGAUCUUAUGGAUCUAAAUUAACUAGUGUCUCUGUCAAUGAAACAUUGUACCUUCCAUUAUUAAAGAAAUUAACUAUAUUCUCAAAUAAUGUUAAUAACAAACAACUGGUAUUUACUCCAUCUUCAUUCCCAAAACUUGGUGAUUUAGAAUGUUCAUCUGAAGGUAAUAGUUCAUGGACCUAUUCUGUUAAUUGCACCACUCUUUACAGGGCAUAUCUAUCUGCUCUAGAAUCAUCCCAUAUGCAUUUUUCAAUUCAAGAUCCUUCAAAUAUGAGUUCUAUAACAUUUGAUGGAAAUAUUACUUGGUCACCAUCUGAUCUAGGAUUAUAUUAUAAUUUACUUAAUUUAGAAAUUACAGCAAGUAAAAAAUUAAAUACAUAUCCAUUUUCAAAAUGGCCACCAAAAUUAGAAUCAUUCACAAUAGAGUCUUUGAUCGAUAUAUCAAUACCUCUCAUACCUCUACCAUCCACAUUGAAAUUUUUUAAAAUGUCAUCAUCAUCAUUACAAGGUACUAUACCUACACAAGUAUUUUCCAAUCUUCCUGCCAAUUCUCAUAUCGAUCUAUCUAGUAACCCUGAUUUAUCAGGAACUAUACCAGACAGUUGGUGUAAAUAUCACCUUUUCAUUUUAGAUACAGCAGUGAUUGGUCCUCUGCCAGACUGUUUUUAUUGUUCUAUAAAUGAUACACUUGCCAUUACAACAGACUUGGUAGCUCCAUCUAAUUUUGUUUGUGAUUUCCAAAUCUAUAACAAAACAAUCAUUGUCCUAUUCGGAGAAGGUAGAAUUUAUGGAAAGAAUAUGGGUUGGGCAUAUUCAAUGGAUUUAAAUUCAAUCAUUCCAAAUGAAAUAUUUUCUUAUUUGUAUUUUAAAAAUAUAGGACCAAUUGAAGAAAAUAGAACAAUUAUGUUUCCAAGAGAACAAAUUGAUGGAUUCAGAAUUGUACCAGCUGGUAUUAGAGUAUUGGAUGAUUCUGAAAAGUUGGCCACUCAAGAACCAGGCAACAUUUAUCAUCAUCGAUUCUAUCUUGAAAAUGGAACUAAAGAAUGUACCCUUUUCAUGAAUACAACAGAUCCACAAGAAUUGUCAGUUGUCACAAUCGAUUGUUAUAAUUUAACAACUGGAACAUAUGAUCUUGAAACCACCAAUGGCUAUUAUUCAAUUGUUACUUCAAUUUCAAUUACUCAAGGAGCAUCAUCAGUUAAUAUAAAAUUUGAUACCAAUUCAACGAUUGAAAUAUUUGGAACAUUUAAUAGUUUAGCAGACAAUAAUUCAGUUUGGAUUAAUGGGACUGGAUGUACUAUCAAUAGUUUAAGUGAGACGAAUAUUAUUUGUCAACUUGAUAGUAUGCCACAUUUUGGGUAUCAACCCAUUACAGUCAUUCAAGAUGGAUUCUCCUAUACCAUUACCAUUUACAAUACCAUCGAUUUUAAAACAAAUCAACAAGAAUGUUUAAUACAAACCUAUAAUUGUUUUGGAAAUGGUUAUUGUCCUCUUAUUGCCAAUUCAACUUGUAUUUGUAAUACAUUAAAUUUCUAUCAAAAUUGUAGUAAAAAUUACCCAAAGUCAAUAUCAACAACAUUUACAAAAGAUAUAUUAGAAAUUAAAUUUUAUGGUGAUUUUGGACCAUAUGGAGAGGCCAAUCCUCAAGUUUACUUGGAACAACCACAAAACAACAACAAUAAUAUUACUUGUAAUGUUGUAUCAAUCAAUCAAACAUUAUUAAUAUGUACAUUGGAUAAAAUGCCAUUCCCUGGAUUCCCAACUGUUUAUAUUAUUAUUGAUAAUCUAGUUUUUAAAUCAAAUACCCAAUUGAAAAUUGAUGGCUCAUCCAGUACCUCAUCAUCAGAUGAAUCAAGUCAAUCAUCAUCUGGAGAAACACCUCAAUCAAAAUGUCAACAACAACAUUAUUGUUAUGGUCAUGGAACAUGUAAUGAUAAGGGUAAAUGUGAUUGCGAUACUGGAUAUUUCCCAAUUGAUAAUUGUAGAACUAAAUUUAGUAAUAGUACAACAAGUAAUUCAACAAUUAUACCAGAUGAAAAUUAUCCAAAUACAAUUAUAUCAAUUGAUGGAAUUAUAUUUUAUUUCAAUUUAGUGUCAAUUCAAGAGAUUGAUUUUAAUGAUAAUGUAUUGAGACAAGUUAAUCCAACCAAUCAAUCUUGGAAUGUUGUUUUAGAUACUGACCCAUUAACCAAUACAACAACAGUCAAUUAUCACCUAAAUAUCACAACUGAUAUUAUCUAUGAAUCCAAUUCAACAUCGAAUCUAAUUAAUACUACAACCAAGGAUAUUGGAGCUUACUCACUCACCAAUAUAACAUCAACUAUUUCAUUUUCACCUCUGGAGAGAAUAGUUGAUUUUGGUGACAAUGCCAUUACGAUUUAUCCAAACUCUAUUAAAAUGUCACUUGGUAUAGAGUCUUGGCCAUUCUCAUCAAACCUUGCAACACUCCGUGUAUUAUUCUCAGUGUUGAUCAAUGAUCAACAAUCUCAAACACUCGAUUCUUGUAAUACUGACCAAACACUAGAUAUCCCAACAUUCACCAAUACCAAUGAUAAUUCAUCUAUUGAAUAUCUAAGAGUUGUCAAAGACAAUAUUCAAUUCUUUGGUAGAUUUUUAGAUUAUAUAGUUAGUGACAAUGGAAGGAAAUCUUAUUCUCAAACUAAACUAUUAUCAUUGGAACCAUUAAAUAAUAAUAAUACAGAUAAUACAGACCAACUACAAUCAAUUGCCAUCAUUGGUAUUAGUCUACCUCAAUGUCAAUCAUGUCUUCUUGACCCAGAUUUUACACCUUUACUUAUUGACAAGGCUACUGAAUGCACUGAACCUAGCAAGACAUGGAGAAUAGUGGUCGGUGUAGUAGUUGUCGGUGUUGGUUUGGUGGCAGUAGGUGUUGGCUCUGUCAUGUUAUUCAAAAAGAUACAAUAUUCAAAAUUACAACAAAAGAAAAUGCAAUCAAAAUUAAGACAAUUUACAAAUAAUAAUAAUUAG
Messenger RNA from Cavenderia fasciculata, 3384 nucleotides. RefSeq lists its product as uncharacterized. The record is from RefSeq and is a predicted model, not a curated record. Bases 1 to 3384 code for a protein of 1127 amino acids. The transcript is spliced from 12 exons. Lineage: Eukaryota; Evosea; Eumycetozoa; Acytosteliales; Cavenderiaceae.